AUGCAAGUACAGAAUGUUGAUCGCUCCAAGUUCGCUCCAAUGAAGAAUGAUUUGAUGCUCAGAGCAGCUUUAGGUGAGAAGGUUGAAAGACCACCAUGUUGGAUUAUGAGACAGGCUGGACGUUAUUUACCAGAAUACCAUGAGGUGAAGAAUGGUCGUGACUUUUUCGAGACAUGUCGUGAUGCAGAAAUUGCUUCAGAAAUUACUAUUCAGCCCGUGAGACGUUACGCCGGUUUAUUGGAUGCAGCUAUUAUCUUCAGUGAUAUUCUUGUGAUCCCUCAGGCCAUGGGUAUGAAAGUUGAGAUGGUUGAGGGGAAAGGCCCUCAUUUCCCGGAACCGUUGAGAACUGAAGAGCAACUACAAAAGGUAUUGGAUUAUAAGGUCAACGUUUUAGACGAACUAGAAUGGGCCUUUAAAGCUAUCACUAUGACUCGUACUAAAUUGGACGGCCAAGUGCCUUUGUUAGGUUUCUGUGGUGCUCCAUGGACGUUAUUGGUUUAUAUGACCGAGGGUGGUGGAUCGCGUUUAUUCAGAUUCGCUAAGCAAUGGUUAAACGAAUCGCCAGAAUCAUCGCAUAAAUUAUUACAGAAGAUUACUGACGUUGCGGUCGAAUUCUUGUGCCAACAGGUAGUUGCUGGUUGUCAGAUGCUUCAAGUGUUUGAAAGUUGGGGUGGCGAGUUAGGCUCUCGUGAUUUCGACGAGUUCUCUUUACCGUACCUAAAGCAAAUUGCGGAAAGAGUUCCACCAAGGUUAAAGCAGCUGGGUAUCGAAGAACGUGUUCCAAUGGUAGUAUUCGCCAAGGGAUCAUGGUACGCACUAGACAAACUAUGUGACAGUGGCUAUAAUGCAGUUUCUUUAGAUUGGUCAUGGGACCCUGCAGAGGCAGUAAAGAUCAACAGUGACCGUGUUACCUUACAGGGUAAUUUGGACCCUGGUGUAAUUUACGGUUCGGAUGAGAUUAUUACCAAGAGAGUCACUGAAAUGGUUCAUGGUUUCGGCGGAGGUAAGCAACAUUACAUUGUAAACUUUGGACAUGGUACCCAUCCAUUCAUGGAUCCAGAGAAGAUCAAAUUCUUUUUGCAGGAAUGUCACAGAGUCGGUAGUCAAUAA
This is a messenger RNA of Kluyveromyces lactis, 1110 nucleotides long. It is a transcript of the gene HEM12, whose product is annotated as uroporphyrinogen decarboxylase HEM12. Gene Ontology annotation, cellular component: cytosol. The transcript has a single exon. Gene Ontology annotation, molecular function: uroporphyrinogen decarboxylase activity. The record is from RefSeq and is a predicted model, not a curated record. The coding region runs from base 1 to 1110 and encodes 369 amino acids. NCBI's taxonomy places the organism in Eukaryota, Fungi, Ascomycota, Saccharomycetes, Saccharomycetales, Saccharomycetaceae. Gene Ontology annotation, biological process: heme biosynthetic process.